UUGUCACUUAUUUUCUGGGAGUAUUUUUCUUAAAUUAUUAUUUUGUUGACUACAUAUUAAUUACACACUUAGACCGAGUAUAUGUGUGUUAUAAACAGGGUGUUCUUUAUUAGGAUAAUGAUUUUAAAGUCAAUAUGCUACGGUAUUAGGUGAGCAUCCAAAAACCAAACUCUAAACUUUUUUUAAAAGAUGUCUACACUAAAUAUCCUCGCUUAUAUUCAUAGAAUACUUUGCACCAUACAGCCCUCCCGAGGGACCUGAGGUUUGCUGUGUUCAAAGUAACAAAGCAAAACGUGGGCUGACUUAACUAACCCUCAUGUACAGUACUAGACAGAAAUGGGUUGCGGAGCCUCCAUAUGCGAUGAUAAAAGACGAGAUGGUGGUAUCCAGCCAGCAGAGGGGAGUGAAGAUGCAAGAGAUGCUGAAAUGAAAGGUCGGAAAAGUAAGAAGACCCCACAUUCGCACACUGACCGCGCCGUGGGGUCUCAGGACACAGAAAGUGACGACGUGAAAGAAAACGACAAAACCUCAGCACAGCACGGAAACACUAGUCAACCUGGUGAUAACACAAGUAGUAAGGAAAAACAGACAGGUAAUGGCUCAGUGAAGCAAGAUAAAAAGAAUACCGUAAAGGAAGAUGAGGCUGUGGAAGAAAUUGAAAACAUGUUUAAAAUGACAAUGAAUGAAACAGCUUUUGAAAGUGAUGAAGUAUCUUUGGCCUUUGAGAGCUUUCUCCAUAAUAAUGGAAUCCUUUAUACCUGCUUUAACCAAUAUGGAACGAGGGUCUACUUUGAUGAAGCAAAGCAGGGGGUUGUACAUUUCCCCAGUGAAUGGUAUGGUCAAGGUAGAUUCAUUGUUGGGACUAAUGAGCAGGUGACCAUUCAUAAUCAAGCUCCCUCAGGUGUUAGCCAACAUUUAAAAUCUGACACAACUUUCAUGGAAAAUGGUCGUGCCAACAAUCUUUACAUACAAGGAAAAGGAAUGGUCAUGACAUACAUGUUUGAGGAAAGAGCCAAUAUUUGUAGAUACUUUGAUGCACAAUCUGGAAUGUGGCUUCUAUUGCCAUUGCAGUGGGAGAUGAACAUGGAUUUUGUCAAAGAUAAAGUUCUGCAAGUUAUGAAAGCUCUUCCAGGUCUUGUGGAUAAAAAGGAAAUCUCUGCAGCUCUUAGACAAUGCAACUAUGAUCCUGAUGAUGUCAUUUCUGUCUAUCUCUCGAUGUUUGGAGACAUUCUUUUACAGCCAUCAGAUGGAAGGCAAAAUUACAAUGAUUUAAAUUCCUUUAGGAGUCAUCUGCAUAAGGACAUAAUCAUAGAAGAUCUCAGACAAAAAUUGCUAGAAAAAGAAAAGGAAGUAGAGAGCUUGUCUCAGGGGAAUACUUACCUUUCAAGAGAGACACAAUAUCUUUCUGAAGCUGUUGAACAUUUAAGACAGAGAGUGGCAGAGCUGGAGGCAGACAAAGAGGAAGCAUAUGAGAACAUCAGAGCAUUACUGGCAAGGAGAUCCAUAGUUCCUCCUGCUAAGGUGGCAUCCACACCUGCCACAGACUCUGACACACUGGUGCAGGUCAGACAAUUUACCAGAGACUUGAACAUUUCUAACAAGCAACUAAGAUCCACAGUAAAACACCACUUCUCUGAAAUGGAACAUCAGGUGAAACAAAUAUUGAAAGCUGCUGUCAGUAUAAAGGAGGCUGAAACUGAUUUUUCCAAAGAGAUUGAGGAGCUUCGUGCUUUCUAUCGAAAGGAAGCCCUGGAAAGAAAAGUGCUUUAUAAUAAGCUGCAGGAGCUGUGUGGGAAUAUCCAAGUGUUCUGUCGCUGCAGGGGCGACUCACCAGAAAAUCUGUGUUUUGAAGUCGCUUCUGAUGAAGAGGUUGUUGUAAGCCAUAAGGGAACAAAGAAGACGUUCUUCUUUGACAAGGUCUAUUCCUCCAACGCUACUCAGGAAGAAUUGUUUAACGGGAUUCUUCCAAUGAUCACAUCCUGUGUUGAUGGAUAUAACAUCUGUAUACUGGCCUAUGGUCAGACUGGCUCUGGGAAGACAUACACUAUGAUGGGCACAAAAGAUAAACCAGGAGUUAACAUUAGGGUGGCUGACAACAUGUACAAUCUAGCCUGUAAAGUACAAUAUAUAGAAACUAACUUCGAGCUGCCCAUGAACUUCAAUUGGUACAUUAUAAAGUCAAGGCCAAGCCAAAUGUUAUUAAUGCGUAUCAUACUUUUUUCCCAGAUGUCCAUGACCGAAAUUUACAAUGAAAACCUUAUUGAUCUUUUAUCAAAUCCCCCAACAAAUCAUUUGGAAAUAAGGACCCUUGGCAAAUCCAUCAUAGUUCCUGACUUGACUCAGAUUGAUGUGAAAACAGAAGAAGAUAUUCUGAAUGUCAUGGAGCUUGGUGAAAAAAACAGAACCAUGGCUUCAACCAAUUUGAACUUUGAGAGCUCACGAUCUCACCUCAUUCUGACACUAAGACUGGCUGGGAAUGACAGCGUGUCUGGUGUCACGUCCCAUGGCACUCUCACUCUGUGUGACCUGGCUGGAUCAGAGCGCAUCUCCAGGACUGAAGCAAUAGGACAGCGGCUUGUAGAAGCAGCUUUCAUAAACAAAUCCCUAACUUCUCUGGCACAGGUUUUCAGUGCUUUAAAAUGCAAUGCACUUAAUGUACCAUUUAGAAACUCAAAACUUACACAUGUGCUUCAGCCAUCCCUCAGUGGAGAUGCUAAGGCCUGUGUGCUCAUGAACAUCAGUCCUGACAUGAAGAAUGUGUUGGAGACUCUAAGAACACUUCAGUUUGGCACCUCGAUUCAACAGGUUGGCCUUCGCAAAGCCACAUGGCAGGUUACUCAAUGUGAUCCAUUGCACCUAACUAAUCUACACAGGACAAAGUAAUUCUUGUACAAUACAAAUAAAACUG
This is a messenger RNA of Lepisosteus oculatus (spotted gar), 2908 nucleotides long. The record is from RefSeq and is a predicted model, not a curated record. NCBI's taxonomy places the organism in Eukaryota, Metazoa, Chordata, Actinopteri, Semionotiformes, Lepisosteidae.